UAUUUUAGCCAAUAAUCAGUUUCCAACUGGAUUUGAAACCCAAUAAUCAGAAAGAUUUAUCUUGGGCUCUUGGCUAUUUUAGCCCAGUCAAACAGAAAGUAAAGCCAUUUCAUUCUACAAUUUCCACAUUUUUUUUUACUUCCCUGUUGUUUUUGUAGCAACAGUUGUCCAAAGUUAAAAGAAAAGGGAAAAGAAAGCAGAGCGGAACAAAGCAAGAGAACCGAACAAUGAUGAGCCAUGGAUUGAUCUCUGGUAGCGAUGCUCGCUUCUAUCUGUAUGCGAAAACAAUAGUUUCUAGCAGAAGAUGGACAGGUGAAGCUUGUAGUUGUGUUUUCUUCAAUACCCAGAAGGCCAGAACAAUUUUUUUCAUCGAAAAUCGUGGUGGGUCUUUCAGAACAAAAGCCGCCAUUAACGACGGAUUCGUGACUGAGAAUUCAGGGAUGAGUUUCUAUGAGUUGUUGGGCAUAUCGGAAAGUGGGACGUUUUCGGAAAUCAAGCAAGCUUACAAGCAGUUGGCCAGGAAGUACCAUCCGGACGUGUCCCCACCAGACCGGAUAGAUGAGUACACGAGGAGGUUUAUUCAGAUACAGGAGGCAUACGAGGUUUUGUCCGACCCAAGCAGUAGAGCUUUGUAUGAUAGGGAUUUGGCCAUGGGCUUGCAUCUCGCUUUCUCCUCUCGUAAGCGAUAUCAAUACGAUGAGGGAUUGGAAGAGAGAGGUGAGUGGAGGAACAGAUGGCAAUCUCAACUUUCAGAGUUGAAGAAAAGGAGCAUGUACAAGAACUCCAGGGGAAACAUGUCAUGGGCAGCUCGGAUGCGCAGGCAAAAGAAUGAAUCAUCAGCAGAGUAACCAUUUCUUGAUUUGAAAUUUGAUAUAUGUAUAUACUUAUUGAGCUUCUUGUCAAUGAAAGGUGGUUUCAGAUUAGAGAAGUUAACCUGAAACAGAAGAUUAUAUCUUCCUUUUCUAUGAAUCUAUAUGUUAGCUACGGUAACUUGUAUGAAAAGCAUAUUGUACAGAAAAUAGUAAGUUCGCUGUUCACCUGCCAUUUUACUAUGUUUAUAAAUCCUCUGUCAAUUGUUCUUUGAAUGUGAA
This is a messenger RNA of Nelumbo nucifera (sacred lotus), 1091 nucleotides long. Its product is annotated as chaperone protein dnaJ 20, chloroplastic-like. Gene Ontology annotation, cellular component: chloroplast. The record is from RefSeq and is a predicted model, not a curated record. Lineage: Eukaryota; Viridiplantae; Streptophyta; Magnoliopsida; Proteales; Nelumbonaceae.